AUGGGAAGAGAAGUCUACAAGUACAUGAAGUUACGGCGUUAUGACGCGAGGCGGGUAUUUUCUGUUAGUAGCUACUCACCAUACACUAUGUCUCUUAAGGGGCCUACUUAUUUCCUUGGAAGAACAAUCAGUGCUGUGCCAUGGGGCAUGUUUGCCGACAAAUAUGGGAGGAAACCCUGCAUUGUGAUCAGUAUCCUCUCAGUGAUUGUACUUAACACCCUCUUUGGCCUUAGCACGACUUACUGGAUGGCAAUUCUUACUAGGGGGCUACUUGGGUUACUAUGUGGUAUAUUAGGACCAAUCAAGGCCUAUGCUUCAGAAGUCUGUACAAAGGAACACCAAGCGCUAGGAAUUUCUCUUGUCACAUCUUCGCGGGCAAUAGCUCUUAUUAUUGGACCAGCCAUUGGAGGAUUUCUUGCACAACCUGCAAAAAAGUACCCGGAUCUUUUCUCCGAGGAAUCCAUAUUUGGGAGGUUUCCAUACCUCCUCCCUUGCUUGGUCAUAUCGGUACUAGCUGCAGGAGCAUGUAUUACAUGUAUUUGGCUUCCGGAAACUCUGCACAUGUACUGUGACGACAAAAUAGAAGCUAUUGACACAAUGGAGGUACAAGUUGAUGACUCGAUCUUAGAAGAUGGGAAAACUAAAGAAUACGGGUCGGAAAGAAUGGCAUCUACAAAGAGCCUACUAAAGAACCGGCGGUUGAUGUCAGCAAUAAUCCUCUAUUGUGUAUUUUCUCUCCAUGAUACAGCUUAUUUCGAGAUAUUUUCACUGUGGGCUGUGAGCAGCCGAAAGUACCGGGGGCUGAGUUUAAGAUCUCAGGACAUUGGUACUAUUCUAGCUAUCUCAGGGUUUGGUGUUUUGGUGUAUCAACUUGUGAUUUACCCAUUACUUGCCAAGUAUGUUGGGUUAAUCAAGCCAUUACGCUCUGCGGCGGUAUUAUCUGUACUUCUCCUUGCAACAUAUCCUUUAAUGUCCAACCUAUACGGCAUGGAGCUCCAAGUACUCAUCAACAUAGCUUCGCUUUUGAAGAAUAUGUUUGCAGCCACGAUUACUAUUGCCUGCAACAUUCUGCAGAACACAUCGGUGCCACAAGAACAAAGGGGUGUUGCAAAUGGUAUUUCAGUGACCCUAAUGUCAAUCUUUAAAGCAGUAGCUCCAGCAGCAGCAGGAAUUUUGUUUUCAUGGUCUCAGGAAAACAUAACUGGGUUGUUCUUACCAGGUGAUCUGAUCAUGUUCUUGAUGCUAAACAUGGUGUCAGUAAUUGGGCUCUUGCUGACAUUCAAGCCAUUUUGCUCUAUGCCUAGUGCGACCAAAUAA
Messenger RNA from Triticum turgidum subsp. durum (durum wheat), 1317 nucleotides. NCBI's taxonomy places the organism in Eukaryota, Viridiplantae, Streptophyta, Magnoliopsida, Poales, Poaceae. The record is from the annotation of a GenBank genome assembly.